Megalobrama amblycephala (Wuchang bream) is the source of this 1671-nucleotide messenger RNA. It is a transcript of the gene lpar5a, whose product is annotated as lysophosphatidic acid receptor 5a. Gene Ontology annotation, cellular component: membrane. Gene Ontology annotation, biological process: G protein-coupled receptor signaling pathway; behavioral response to pain. Gene Ontology annotation, molecular function: G protein-coupled receptor activity. NCBI's taxonomy places the organism in Eukaryota, Metazoa, Chordata, Actinopteri, Cypriniformes, Xenocyprididae. The transcript has a single exon. The coding region runs from base 102 to 1079 and encodes 325 amino acids. The record is from RefSeq and is a predicted model, not a curated record.
UUAAAAAAAGGUACCACACAGGAAAAAAAUCGUUACAGAGCCAUUGCACAUUUCAGCAGUCAGCACAGCACUUCUCUUAAAUCUUCUCAUCUCUUUGGAAAAUGCCAUACAACGACUCAGACUGUUCUACAUCACAUUUUAGAUAUCCACUUUUCACUUCCACCUACAGCAUUGUGCUGGCGUUGGGUUUUCCUCUGAACCUCGUGUCUCUUGGGAUAUUGCUAUGUCGGAGUGGCUUGAAGAAAUCCGUUCCGGUGAUCUACAUGGCCAACCUGGCCUUAUCGGACCUUCUUUUCACGCUCUCCCUGCCCUUUCGGAUCUUCUACUUUGCCACAGGUCGAUGGACGCUGGGAAACUUUCUAUGCAUGAUUCCAGGGACCCUCUUUGCCGUCAACAUCUAUUCAAGCUCCUUGUUCAUCACUCUCAUCAGUGUGGAUCGGAUGCUGGCCGUGGUGUAUCCUCUGAGAUCUCGGCCUUUCAGGACGGCACCGGUGGCCUGGACGCUGUGUGUGACCGUGUGGUUGAUCAUCGGUGGAUUGGCAGUGCCAACUGCCAUAAACCACCCCGAAAAUAUGGAUGUAAACUGUAGCGUUAUGCGUUGUUUUGAAAAAUAUACAAGUGAUGAAUGGAAAACAGGCUUCACCAUCCUCUGCUGUACCACUUUCUUCGGUAUUUUAGUACCUUUCGGUAUCAUUCUGUGCUGUACGGUGGCGGUCGUGCGGCAGUUGAGAGGCUACAGCAUGACGACUUCCUCGAGCACCACUGAGCUGAGCAAAAGCAAGAUUGUGAAUCUCUUUCUGUCCAACUUGCUCAUCUAUGCCAUUUGUUUUAUCCCCUUUCACAUUGCUUUCAUCCUCUUAGGGGUGAACAAAGUUGGAAUCUGGAAAGAAAAACAUUUUCAAGAUUUUUUCUUUGACCUGCAAACUGUUACCAUGUGCAUGGCCAGCACGAACAGCUGUCUGGACCCUUUGAUCUACUACUUCAGCUCAAAGAGAAUAAAAGGUAGGGGCAGAUGCGAUUCUUCUUCCAAAAGCAUCGGUCUCGGCCUGGUCCAGAGCACGAGUUGGACAGGACAGUAAAGCAACAAACUAUCAGAAUAACUUUUGUUGUUGAGGUAAACAAGAGGAAAUGGUUAUGUAAAAAACCAUACACUGUAACAAAAGCUGACUCACGCGAGAGAACGUUGCACGUCUCCUCACGUGUGCAUCGCGUGAAAAAGUUGCAAAUCUGUUUCGUUCGCUUGGGUGUCCUUACACUUAGUGGUUGAAAAGGGAAGAAAAUGUUGAGCUGAAGUGGUUCUCUUAGAGGAAUACCUGCCAAUGUGACGUGAAUACUUUAAUGUGUUUUUGGAAAACUUGCGCACAUGUAGCAAAUCAUCAACAAAGCUGUAUAAUUGCUUUUCACUGAGAGCCAAAAGGUUGUAGCUAAAAAUUUUGGCCCCUAGUCAUGUAUUGCUGUGGUUUCCUUUUUUUGUGUUUUUUCUUUCUUUUUUUUUAACCGCAUUAGCUGCAUUGUAAUUUCUACCAGCAUUAUCAUAGUUUGUCUUUUUUAUAAUUGUUUUUGUGUCAUUAACUGAGUUCAUAUUUACGCAAGACUGGUUAUGCAAAGUAUAUACACUUUUACUUUAGUGUCAUGCAUUAUGUUAGCAGAAAUAAACCUCUGCAAAUUUAA